GCGGACCCGCAUGGUCAUGCGGAAGUGACACCCGAUUGGUGGAUUGAUUUCUGUCACGUGAGCGGCACAGUUGGUCGCGCGCUCGGUCGCUAAGGCAGUUGGUGGCAGUGGAGCUGGGUUACUUACAGCGGGGCCGGCAGCGCACGUUGGGCAGGCUCUGCAGCAUAGCUGGAAAAACAGCAGUUUACUGAAGCUCUUUAUUACCAACAUUGGACUGCACGUGCAGAUUAAAGUAUGGCAAUGGAGAUCAACUUUCUAAGAGAUCAAAAUCAUAGACUAAAUGCAGCACUCAGACAGCAUCAAGCAGAGAACCUUUUGAGGACUACCUCUGUGCAAAAAAAUGUUGUAAGGGGUGAUGACACAGAGGAACCGUGGCUGACUGACCAAAGCUUACUGUCCCCUCUAAUUGCUGAGUAUGAUAAACAUUUGGAGGAAAUGAGUGAACAGCUGCAGUACUAUCGGACACAGAUGGGUGAGAUGAGACUAAAACUUGAACAAGUCACCAAGGAAAAUGAAAGACUGCACGAGGAAUUGAAAGAGGCUGUUGAAAAGCAGCUGGAGGCCCUUCCUUCUGGCACUCUCUUGGGGAGUGAUGUGUUUGCAGAUGAAGAAAUAGUAAGAAACCUUCAAGAUCAGUUACAACUAGCCAAUCAAGAAAAAGAGCAAGCACUAGAGCUCUGGCAGACAGUAUCCCAGGAACUAGAUCAACUCCAGCAGCAGUACCAGGGGCACAUGACUGAAGCACAGAUUCAUGUGGUAGAAAGGCAAAAGCAAAAAGAUCAGUUGGCUGGCUUUCAACAACUGACUGAGCAACUUCGAUUAGCCAACGAGAAAACACAGUUGACUAACCAACAAUUUUUGAAAACAGUAACAGAACAGAAUAUGGAACUAGAACAGCUACGCAAACAACUGAGGCAAGCCAAAGUAGAUGUGAGAACAGCAACUGCUAAAGUUGAUGAAAUGACCAAAUUGUUAGUGGACCUUCAAGCCCAGAUGGAGAGAAAGGAAGAAGAUGUAGUAUUUGCUCGGGAGAGAGAGGAAGCAUCAGACAAACGCUUGCAGCAAUUGCAGUCUAGCAUAAAACAAUUGGAGACAAGAUUAUGUGUAGCUGUACAAGACACUGAACAGUUGAGAACAGAGAGGGCUGUUCUCGAAAAACAAACCAGAGAACUACAGGCAAAGUGUGCAGAUCUAGAAGAGGAAAAAUAUGAUGCUAUAGCAAAAGUCCGAGACAGCAUGCAACUCUUAGAAGAAGCUAACCUACAAAAAAAUCAGGCCCUGCUCGGAGAGAAGCAAAAAGAAGGGGAGAUAGAAAAUAUGAAAGAAGCAAUUUCUCAGCUUGUACAAGAUGCUGCUGCAAGAACUAGAAAGGAAGUAGAGAAUGCAAGGAAGCAUUACAAUAUACAGAUUUCUCGAUUAACAGAAGAACUUUCUGCUCUUCAAAUGGAAUGUGGAGACAAGCAGAGUCAAAUUGAACGGGCCAUUAGAGAGAAGCGAGCAGUGGAAGAAGAACUUGAGAAAAUUUACCGUGAAGGCAGAGGAAGUGAAUGUGAUUACAGAAAACUGGAGGAACUGCACCAAAGGUGUCUGAUUGCAGAGUGUACAAAAGAUGACCUUCAGCUAUGUCUACAGGCGGCACGAAACAAAAUUAAACAACUGGAAAUGAACUCCGAGGAAGAGAUAUCUCGUUGCCAGGAAAUGGUUCACAAGCUGCAAAGCAUUCUGGAUUCUGAAAGAGAAAACUCUGCCUCUAUCAGUGAACAAAGACUAAAACUUCAUCAAGAAAAUGAACAGUUACGUAAAGAAGCAGAGGACUUGAGGAAACUGGCCAUGGAGGCACAACAAAAAGCUAAAUUAAAGAUAAGCACAAUGGAACAUGAACAUUUAGUGAAGGAGCAUGGGUUUGAGGUUCGACUGAAAGAGAUGGAAGUCACUAAUCGAAAUUCUACUGUUCAACUGAGACGUCUGUUGGUGGCUCAGCAAAAAGCAACGAACCGGUGGAAGGAAGAAACAAAGAAUCUUACAGAAACUACAGAAACCAGGAUCAGUAAUCUGAAAAGUGAGCUGAGUCGACAGAAACUUCAUACACAAGAGCUGAUUUCUCAGCUGGAAAUGGCAAAUGAAAAGAUAGCUGAGAAUGAAAAAUUAAUGAUGGAGCAUCAAGAAAAAGUCAACAGACUUCAAAGGCGACUAACACAGGCAGAACAGAAGGCAGCUACAGCAUCUCAACAGUGAGUGUCAGGAAGAAAGAAAACUCAAAGCUUGAAACUCAAACAUCCCCACUGCAAAUUGUCCUGAAUAGAAAUGUUGCAUAUGUUUAAUAUGUCCUGUCUACCCUGUUUCAACAUUAAAGAUCCCACAUACCUUUUCUUAAGGUAGGAGUUUGGAGUAGGCGUUUGCCUGUGUAACUGUGACCCAAAUUUCAUCUGUCUACGAUUGUGCAGUUUGCUAUGUGCCACUUAUUCCCUUAGCUGUUGCCUUCUACCACAAAGGUUUGCAUUUCAGUGAUGCAGUAUGUAUAAAAAGUAGCAUGUGUAGCAGUUUUGGGAUGAAAGACACUAUCUAUAAAAUGUAAUAUUUCUAUUAAAUAGCUAGUGAUUGGUUUUUACUUAAUAGUCUAAUACCCAUAAAAGAAGGGUGCAACACUGAAAAUCACCACUAACAUGCAGUCCUUUAGACAGACAUUGCAUUAUUUUAAAAUAAUUUGAAUUCUACGUUUCAUGCAUUUUAUUUUAGUACAGCACAACCCCUAUUACCCAAUCCUCAGUCAUUCAAAACUCCUUUGUAUGUGAAAUAGGGUCACAGCCAUGGGUAUAUAUUGAGAAUUCUUUCAAGUAUGCAAAAUCUCAAUUAUCUGUGUUUAUUCCGUCUCCUCCAUGGCAUUUUGCUUAUUGAGAUUUCCGUGGAAUAGUGAAACUAUUGACUGUUUGUU
Molecule: messenger RNA, 2932 nt
Organism: Mauremys mutica (yellowpond turtle)
Lineage: Eukaryota; Metazoa; Chordata; Testudines; Geoemydidae
Gene: SCLT1
Product: sodium channel and clathrin linker 1
Exons: 22
Coding region: 235-2235 (666 amino acids)
Biological process (GO): clustering of voltage-gated sodium channels; cilium assembly
Cellular component (GO): centriole
Source: RefSeq, a predicted model, not a curated record